Messenger RNA from Cokeromyces recurvatus, 1599 nucleotides. RefSeq names its product organic solute transporter Ostalpha-domain-containing protein. NCBI's taxonomy places the organism in Eukaryota, Fungi, Mucoromycota, Mucoromycetes, Mucorales, Mucoraceae. The transcript is spliced from 4 exons. Gene Ontology annotation, molecular function: transporter activity. The record is from RefSeq and is a predicted model, not a curated record. Gene Ontology annotation, biological process: transport. Bases 1 to 1599 code for a protein of 532 amino acids.
AUGCUUCAUUCUCGCCCUCCUUCAGAGAACUUUUUUCCAGGAACUCUCUAUUCAAAAGAAAUAUUUGUAGGAGAUCCUUAUACAUUUCUCUUUGUGAAAAGAGGCAUUCUUCAAUUUGUAUAUGUUAAACCCAUACUGGCUAUUAUUACAAUGGUAUUAAAGGCAACAGGAAAUUAUAACGAAGGUGAAUUCUCUUGGACAAGCACUUAUCUUUAUAUUACAUUUUUUUACAAUUUAAGUGUUUGCUUAAGUUUAUGGUGUUUAAUGGUCUUUUUUUAUGCAACGAAAAAAGACUUGGUUUGUUUUAGGCCUUUACCGAAAUUUCUUUGUGUAAAAGCAAUUAUUUUCUUUUCAUUUUGGCAAAGCGUCGUUGUAGCUUUACUUGUAUUUGCUGGAAUUAUUCCUGAAGCUGAGCAUAUAUCAGUUGCUAUUCAAGAUUUCCUUGUUUGUAUUGAGAUGGUACCAUUUGCUAUAGCUCAUUCGUUUUCGUUCUCAUAUGAGGAUUAUUUCGAUCAAACUGUUCAUUCUGCUCGAAUGCCAGUUCGUAAAGCUAUUCAAGACUCUUUCGGUUUAAAAGAUGUGAUGAUGGAUACAUUAGAUACAUUAAAAGGUUCUCGAUUUAGCUAUCGCUCUUUUGAGCCAUCUGAGGGAGUACCUCAUAUGGGAAGUAGUCGUACUUCACGUAUUAUGGCGGGACUUCGAUAUUCUAAUAUAACAACUAAAAAACGUUGGUUAGAACCUGCUCCAGCUUCAAAAUUCUUAAACUCAUCAGGCAGAGGUAUGAACGAUGAAAUUGGAUCUGAUGAAGACACAGAACCUUUAGAAUUUGAAGAUCCUGAUUCUUCUGAUGAAAUAGAAAUUUUGUAUAAAGCAAGUCGUACGAUGGUUUUUGGUGAUUACAAUUAUCCAGUUAUAGAUUUUCGUGAGCCUUUAUGGCGACAGGCCCGUCACGAACGCUAUAAACAACGUAGUUAUGGUGGUACUUCAACUACUUCAAAUAAUGAUAUUAAAAAAAGAAAAAAUGAGAAUGGGCUUUUAGGUCCAAGAGAAGGAUGUAUUGAUGUUAUUAUACAGCAAGGGAAAGGCAACUAUGUUCUUGUUGAUGACUUAUCAGAUGAAGAAUUUCAUUUAACAUCUCAACAAUCUAUAAACCCGCUUCCUAAGCCUCCAGCAGCACCUAUCAGAAAAUCAACUCUAACAGCUGUUAGAUAUAAUGAAAAGAAUCCAAUAAAACACAGUAAUACGUCCAUCCCCAAUUCUUCUUUGAAUCCUACAUUAGAAAAUCAAAAUAUUCAGCCUUCUUUUUCAACACCUAGUAGUAGCAGUAGCAAUAAUAACCGACAAGCUUUGCCUCGAUACCCUGAAAUUAUUAAAACAUCAUUAUCAUCAUCAUCACUACCAAAAAAGAUGAAUACCUUUAUACCUCACUCUUUAAUUAUUGACAAUGAUCUAUUAAAUAACAAGUCAACAUUAUCACCUGUAGAUUCACCUUCUGAAGAAGAUGCGCAUGUAUGGAAAUGGCCCGAAGAAAAUAAUACAAAGACUAUAGAGACCCCUUAUCAUGAUGAGGAUAUUUUAAACAAUAAUAUUUGGAAAUAA